UGUACCUUAAAUUCAUGGCUGACAAAGAGAUCCCUUUGUGGGCAAGGGAGAAAAACAAGAGACAAGAAGUGGCUCAGAGUGUGGGUGGCUUUAUCCUGGGCCUUGCCCUGGCUACCAGUUAUGGGCUUCUGGGUCUGUUGUUGCAGGGGCGUAGUCCUUGGACCUGCCUAGUGAUCACUCUCUCUCUAGCUGUCUUCUUGGGCCUAGGUAUGGGCUUUUCCAGCUCCGUUCGCAUCACUGUUCUGCUGCUGUUGCCUCAGGCCUUCUCCAGACAAGGCCGGACACUGCUGCUGAUUGCAGCCUUCGGGCUGGUUAUUCAGGGCCCCUGUGCCAACAUUAUCAGAAACUUCAAUAGGGCAAGUGAUUCUGUGGCUUGUGGGGCAGAGCUGGCUCUUAACCAGAGUGCCGAAGUGCUUCAGAGGGCCCAACAGCCCCUCCUCAGUGCCCUGAAAAAGAUCAAGGCCAUUGCCGGGAAAGCCAAGGAAGUGGCUGACCGGAUCCGGAAAUUCUUCCGUGCCAUCAUGGAUGGUGUAAAGCACGUGGUCAGGGCCCUGCGGAAUGUGUGGUACUGGCUUUUGCACAUCGGUGAUGUCUGCAAUUCUGAGCUAGGCUCACCCUAUGGGAAAUGUGCCAGGAUCUUUGAUGACGCCAAGAAUCACUGCAUGAAGGCAGUGCCCUUCUUCUACCACCUCUGCUAUGUCCUCAUGCCUUUCAAGCUGCUACUCUGUGGUCUGGCCAGUGUGGCUCAGCUGUUCUGCCUCAUCCCCCACUACAUACAGCCAUUCUUGCGUUCCACCAUUGGUACCCCGGUGAUUCGAUUGAUUAACCGAGUGCGUGGUGAGUUUGAAUUCAACGUCACAGCCUCCCAUCACUUCAAAGUGAAUCUCAACUCUUCCAGAAGCCUGGCUCAGGUAGCCUUUGAUCUUCAAGAGGCUGUCAACCUGAAGCUACAUCCAAUCAGAGAGACCCUGGCCCUGCUUGGUCAUACCACUCCACUACUGUUUGUUUUUCUCUAUCUCCAAGCCCUCUUCUACCGCUAUUAUUACCUGACUAAGGACAACUUUGAUAACAUCUAUAUAACUAACCGCUUCAUGCGUAUGGAUGCCAUUCGGAUCAAGGCUGGUCUGCCUUCAGUCCUGCCCCUGAGCUCCAGGGAGCAAAGCCGAUAUAUCAAGCCAGGUUCCUUAUACCUAUCUAGGAUGGAGCGGAUACAUUAUACUUUGGCGGCCUUCACCUUAAUCCGACAUCUGCUAGUAGUAUUUAUACUAGUGGUACUGGAUUAUGCCAUCUUCUGGCUUCUGGAUCUGGCUCGCUAUUGGCUGCAGGGGGAGAUCGUGGCUCGAAACCCUGUCUUGGUGUCGGUGACUGUACAAGGGACAGGGUAUGUUGGACAGAUCUACCGUGACCUAGUGUCUGUGUUUGACAUCCUUCAGCGAGGAAAUAUCACCAUUCUAUCUCGUCGCUGCCUCCUUCGUCCAUCAAAACCAGACCAAAGAAACUAUUUACUCAUCGGCCUCAUGUACGGGCUGUGUUUCUUUGUUACCCUCUUUGGCACUUAUGUCAAACGAACGAGUCGGAUCAUCUGUGCUUAUUACUACCCCUCCCGGGAGCAGGAGCGGAUCUCCUUCUUGUACAACAAACUGUUGACCCACCGAUCCCACUUGUCUACUUCUCUGCUGGGGGCAGUGAGGCGCCGGGCAGCUGACCAGGGGCACACCAACAUCCUCCUUAUCCUGGCUGCCAAGUUCCCCCGCCUAGCACCACUGAUCGGUCGUCUGGGAAUACAUGAAACCUACUGUCUGGGCUGUGGGAGGCCUCAAAAUGCGCAGGAGAUGGAAGACUUUGUUUCCUGCAGCACCCCAGGUUGCAGAGGCCUCUUCUGCAGGUCCUGCUUCCAACUCCUGGCUAACACCUGCUCGGUGUGUGCAGCCCCCCUGACUCCCGAGGGGGACCUGGAUCUGGAGCUGGACUCAAGCGAUGAUGAGCGUCCCCGCUUGUGGCUGGCUUCAGCCCAAAAACUGAGCAAGGAGAAGCGAAGGGGGCUUGAGAAGAAGCUGAAGGCUCUCCUGGGCAAGGCCAGGUUCAAGAAGCUCUUCUCUAAACUCGAUUCAGCCUGUGGCUCUGGCGGUGACCAAACAGAUUCUGGCUGUGACCAACGGGAGAACGAGGGUGAGGUCAGUGGUGAUGAAGCUGCAGACAAACUGAAUCCGUCCCCACAGUCUGCCCCUACUCCAUCUCCUUCGGUCCAUAUUCCCAUUCCCCCUCCUCCACCCCUUCCCCAGAAAUAGCUAUGGACUCCUCAGCUUCCCAGUCCCUGGUCCAUCCCCUUCGAACCAGCCUGUUCUCAGUCUCCCACCCCCAUUAAAGAAGGAAGAGACCACCAAGACAA
Molecule: messenger RNA, 2389 nt
Organism: Antechinus flavipes (yellow-footed antechinus)
Lineage: Eukaryota; Metazoa; Chordata; Mammalia; Dasyuromorphia; Dasyuridae
Gene: DCST2
Product: DC-STAMP domain containing 2
Exons: 15
Coding region: 15-2288 (757 amino acids)
Cellular component (GO): membrane
Source: RefSeq, a predicted model, not a curated record